GUGGUCAUCUGCGGAAGCGGAAACCGUAGCUUCGUGUCGUCUGCUCGAAGAUAUCUGAAUAUCUCUGCUGCUGGGAUCUGGUUUCUGACUCCCUGAUACAAAAACCAGUCCAGUCAGGAGGCAGAGAGAACAACAAGAUGAAAGGUCAUUGAUCUACAACCUGCACGCAAGCAAUUUAAGCUAACACUUCAGCAAAAGAGGCUGCAUUUACUUAAGACUGCUGGUCGCAUUCCCCACCUCCGCUGGUCAACAUGACGUCUUCAAUGCUUCGAAGGCAGCUGAAGAACCUGGUCCAGAAUUACUCUGAGGCCGAGGUCAAGGUUAGAGAAGCGACGUCCAAUGAUCCAUGGGGCCCUUCCAGCACUCAGAUGGCUGACAUCUCUGAUCUCACCUACAAUGCGGUGGCUUGCAGCGAGAUCAUGACAAUGCUCUGGAAACGCCUGAAAGAUGACAAGAAUUGGAGACAUAUCCACAAGUCUCUGACUCUGUUGGAGUACCUCCUGAAGACUGGUGAUGAUCGUGUGAUGCUGAAAAUGAAAGAAAACAUCUACAUUGUCAAAGCUCUCACAGAAUAUCGUUUUGUGGAAAAGGAUGGGAAAGAUCAGGGAGUGAAUGUAAGAGAGAAGGCCAAGGUCGUUCUUGUUCUUAUGGAGGAUGAUGAAAAACUGAAAGAAGAAAGAGAGUUUGCUGUGAAGACCAGAGAAAAGACAUCCAAAGGUUCUGCUGCAUCAUCCACAGACAAUGUGAAGGAUCCUAACUACAAGCCAGUUUAUGUUCCUGGAUCUUCGGGACUUCCAUGCUUGGACAACAUUCCAUCUGUGGCCGACUUGACUGCUUCUUUUGCUGCCCGCAAAGAGGAGCGACUUCGACAAGAAGCAGAGAAGAAGGAGGCUGAGAGACGAGCCAAGAUGAGCGAAGAUGAGCUUAAAUGGGAGGAUGCAGGAACAACUGAAAAUGCAGCAAGUGAGGCAUGGGGUGGCGAGAAAGAGGAGGAGAAGAAGAAGGAAGUGAAAUCAGAUCCAUGGGGAGCUCCCAAAGAACCUAGUACUGAUCCUUGGGGUGCUACAGCCAAAACUGAAGAUCCAUUUGUGGCAGACAAAUCUGAUGAGGAUCCAUUCACAGCACCUAAAGACAAACCAGAUCCCUUCAGUUCUUCCAAUGGGGAUCCAUUCAGUGCUCCAAAGGAUGAUCCAUUCAGUGCUCCAAAGGAUGAUCCAUUCAAUGCUCCAAAAGACGAUCCAUUCAAUGCUCCAAAGGAAGAUCCAUUCAAUGCUCCAAAGGAAGAUCCAUUCAAUGCUCCAAAGGAUGAUCCAUUCAAUGCUCCAAAGGACGAUCCAUUUAAUGCUCCAAAGGAAGAUCCAUUCAGUGCUCCAAAGGAUGAUCCAUUCAAUGCUCCAAAGGAAGAUCCAUUCAAUGCUCCAAAGGAAGAUCCAUUCAAUGCUCCAAAGGACGAUCCAUUUAAUGCUCCAAAGGAAGAUCCAUUCAGUGCUCCAAAGGACGAUCCAUUCAAUGCUCCAAAAGAUGAUCAGUUUAAAGCCCCCAAUGGUGACCCAUUUGGUACUCCAGAAAAUGAUCCAUUUAAUGCUCCAAAAGAUGAUCAAUUUAGCGCUUUAAAAGAAACCCCGAAAGAUGAUCCAUUUAAUGCUCCUAAAGAUGAUCCGUUUGAAGCUUCAAAAGACGUCCCAUUUACAACACCAAAAGAUGAUCCUUUUGGUGUCCCAGCAAAUGAUCCUUUCACUGCUCCGGUAUCAACACCCCCUAAAGAGGAGCCGUUAGUAGAAGCAACAAUAUCUAAGGCUGAUUCGUUCACUGGUCCCACAACGCCACCUAAAGCAUCAUUUUCAUCACCAACCAAACCUGUUCAAAAUGAUCCUUUUGGUGAACAAACAACGCCGGGUAAGGAGGAUCCGUUUUCUAUAACAUCAAGAGAUGACCCCUUUACUGCGUCAUCAGCACCAUCAAAAGAGGACCCAUUUACAGUGCCAUGUAGUCCACCAGUGGAGGCUGCUUCGGAUCCCUUCAGUGCCCCUGCAGCAGGUUCGCCCCAAGAAACUGCAGAUACAUGGGGAGCUCAAACCAGUUCUCCGCCUGCCAAAGGCUCUGAUGCUUGGGGAGCACCGAGUGUUCCAAAGGAAACCAAGAGUGCCGAUCCCUGGGGGAACGACCCAAGUGUCUCUUCGCCACUUGCUGACUCUGACCCAUUUGGAGAUGCAACCAAGCCAGACGAUGACCCAUGGGGAGCCCCUGAUUCAGCUUCAGCUCCAGUCACAUCUGAUGAUGCAUGGGGAACCCCAGCUCCUCCCGCAGACUUGUCCCCCUCCGGCGACCCAUUUGGAGACGGAGCAACUAAAAGCAGUGAUCCCUGGGGGGCACCAAGUAAUGCUGGUGGUGAUGGUGCAGGAAGACGAACAUCAAAAGAAGAGGAGAUCCGUAGAAAGACUGCUUCAUUUUUGGGCUCUAUGGGGGGGUCACUGGUUGACGUGGACGAUCUGUUUGCCCCGAACCCCAAAACCAAACAACAGCCCCUCAUCAACACGCUCGCUGCCCGGACACAUGCCAUCGGUAAGGUCAGAAAAAAAGCAUCUCUCUGGGUCACAAAUACCCUUAAGGACACAACCUGUGUGGGGUAUUACUUGCAGAUCACUUGAUUAUUAAGGAGGCAUGAUUCAUUUUCCUGGGAACCAAAACAUUGCUGUUUCCAUGGUGAUUUUCAGAAGCACCUCAGAAGGAAGUGUUAAUAGAAAGAAGCUAAGAUUGACCAACAGUUAUUAAUGGGUUUAUAUGGAAAUGCUUAUUGUGAUCAUUUUGCACCAACCCGUCCCUCCUUUGUGGUCUUGCUGUCACAUAUAGACGUGUGUAACACCUGUUAGCGUUAAUGACCUGCUGUAAAGUUGCCCUCUGUAGAUAGUGGUGUGUAGUAACCUGCCGACAUCUUCUCAUUCCUCUCUUUGCUCUACUUUGGUGUCUCUUUUCUGGAAUGCUUCAAACUGCAUACCCCACCCUCCCUCCUUCCCCUGCCUCCUCUUACCGCUCACACUCAUUUCCCAGGUACAUCCAAAGGCAUGACAUCUGGUCCUUUGGCCAGAUCAGAGGCAUUCACUGAAACUUUAGCCCCAAACUAUAACCCCUUUGAUCCCAGCCUAGCACCCACUCCUGGUGUAACUCAUUCUGCUUUUGGAGCUGCCGGUCCCUCUGGUGAAACUCUCCAGUUUAGGGAACCGUUACACGCUGUGGGAAUGCCUCAUUCUUCUGUGCAUGUUCUUCAAGCAGCUCAGGACGCUCCAAAAUAUGGAAUGCCACCACCUGCAACACAAAUGGGGUUGGGAAUGUUGGAGUCGGAAUAUAAUGUGGGGAAUAUUUUGGGAACAGGGGACGCUCCAAUUAGCUUUUUUGGAGCAAACUCAGCAGGUGUAAAUCCAUUUCUAUGUGUUUCUCCACAGACAGGAAGUGAGAAUAACACAGGCAGUGAACCAAAUGAGAUGAUCAUAAUCGAUACCAAUACAUUCUUGCUUUAACAGAUUAUUUCAUUGAGUCAAAUGAAAUUGUUAUUAAAUAUCAAUAAACAACAAUAACCAUUAUGGAGCUUUUCAGUUUUAUGACCAUGAUGUUGUUAUUUAAGGCAUGUUUCCACUUCUACGUCUGUUGACACAAUGAACAAUGGUCAGGAUCUGCUUAUGAAAUAGUAAAUUAUUCUUAAAACCUUCCCUUUUGUAUUUUGUUCAUUCCUUCAACUGUUCAAAUAAAAAAAACAUGUCAGCUGGAUAAACCAUUAAAUUUAUCUGGGAAAGGAAACAUUCAAGUGUCUUUGGGGAAACACUAGAGUAACUGUGUAUCUGUGUGGUUCUUUUGUUACAUAUGUUUGUUUUCUUCAAGUGUGCAUGUGUUCAAAGAAGAUGUGUGUGUGUGAAGUGUGUGCACACUGUGCAAGUGUGCAGUAUAUAGUUAUAUAUAUAUUGUGCUGAUGUAAAUAGUGGAAGUAAUUACUGCUAAACCUUGAAUUAUACUGUAUAUCAAAGUGUUACAGUCAAGAUUAACUAUUUAUGGAUAUAUUUAUUAAUUUAUUUAUUGCUUCAUACAUUAUUGAUGCAACUGCGGCCUCCAACAAAAGAAGAUCAGGUGAACUUAUAUUAAAAUUCAGCUCAGUAACUGUUGGUGCGUCCAUUUUAUCCUCUCUGAUUAGGAUUCAUCGUGUAGUGGAACAUGUCUGCGUUGUAUGUCCCAACAAAUUGCUUUCUGUUACAUGCAUGCACUCUGAGCACAUCCUGUUAUCGUAUAUGUGUGGGUGUGUGUGUGUGUGCGUGUGUAAGAGUGAGUUCGACCUUUACAGUUUUGGUGUGUGAGUGAAACAAAAUUCUGUAUUUUAGAAAACAGCUGCUGUAAGAGUAAAUAAAGGGAUUCAGUUGAUGUCGUUCUGAUUCCAGCAACAUGGAACUGAACAGUAGCAGCUAAAAGGACUGAGUUUCAACCUAUACUGAGCCAUGCAACUUCUCACAUUUAAACUGUUUGCAUUCUUUUAAUCAACUCGGGGGGUACCUGUUCAUAUUCUGCUUUAUGUGGAUGAAAUUAAAAAUUUUGAUUGAAUGAAAUCUGAAUUUAUGCUCACUUGGAUUCUAAGUGUUUCAGGUUUUGCUCAUCCUAAACGAUUAAACAGAAGGUUGUCAUUUAAAGCCUCACACAGCAGAUGAAACGUCUGUGUAAAGAUAGAAAGAAGGUCAGCCUCUGUCCGUUCAGACUAUGAGGAUUUUGGCAGAUAGACCGUGUGAUUUUCAGAUUUUAUUUUGUAUGAGAUACAUUUAUUUUGCUGUGUAUUUACCUUUAAAACUGUGUUGUAGACUGUGACAGUGUACAGUACGUUUGAGAAAUAAAAUGGAUUGUGUUGCCUCU
Messenger RNA from Xiphophorus hellerii (green swordtail), 4884 nucleotides. RefSeq names its product epsin 1b (gene epn1b). The record is from RefSeq and is a predicted model, not a curated record. Gene Ontology annotation, biological process: endocytosis. Lineage: Eukaryota; Metazoa; Chordata; Actinopteri; Cyprinodontiformes; Poeciliidae. Gene Ontology annotation, cellular component: clathrin vesicle coat; endosome; plasma membrane. The transcript is spliced from 10 exons. Gene Ontology annotation, molecular function: clathrin binding; phospholipid binding. Bases 252 to 2648 code for a protein of 798 amino acids.